AUGAAAAACUGUCCCCACCUGUCAACCCAAAAUUCAGCUGCAAUAGUCAUAUUCCCAAAUCAUAAACUUCGCACAACAGGCUCUGUUCAGUGGGAUCAUACUCGCGGUAAUUGUUGGAAGGGUUUGAGUUUUGUGAACGAUAAUAUCAUUAUGUCGACAAAACAUUUGCGGCGAUAUUUACAAGAAAAAAAGAUAAUUGGAGAGGAGAAAUCACCGGUCCGAAAAGAGGAGGAAGGCUUCGAAUCGGCAAGUGAAGAAGAAGGGUCGGGAGCAUUUGUAUGUAAUAGGUAUGAGUUCCUUGAAAAAUCUGGAGAAGGAAGCGAUGAAAGUUCAGGGUCAAUUGAAGAACUGUUGGUAGAGGAGAGAUCUGAAAAUAAGGAAAAAAAAAUAAUAAAGAAGAAAAAGAAAGAAAAGAAAGAAAAGAAAAAAGUGCAUUAUAUGAAUAUAAAUAAUCGUUUACGCAUCUUGAAAUUCCAUCGACGAAAACUUCGCCUUUCGAAACUCAAGGAUGAGAUGUUUGAAAAAGAUUUGUUUAAGAUUGAUAGUAGGAUGCUGAAUGUGGAGAAUGAGUUGCGCUCAAUCUUAGGUCGAAGAAGUACAGAUACAGUUCAACGUGGGCGAAUGAUUUUUGGCAAGAUAGUGAAAAAGAAACCAACUUGGCCAGAAGUUAAGAAUGUUGGUAAGACUUUUCAAAUUUAUUAUUGGAUAUGGCUUUCUGUUUUACCUGCUUAA
Acanthocheilonema viteae is the source of this 732-nucleotide messenger RNA. The record is from the annotation of a GenBank genome assembly. NCBI's taxonomy places the organism in Eukaryota, Metazoa, Nematoda, Chromadorea, Rhabditida, Onchocercidae.